GCGUGUCUAGAGAAAGGAAAACGAAACUAUUCUGCCCUUUCGUGCUAUUUCUCGUGUUAAGAAACCGUAAAUACAGACUUUAUAUGCGUUUUUAAUAGGCCUAUCCAUCAUUUCACAUUGUAACGUCUGGUAUAAAGUAUCUUGAAUGGUAGGGGUGCUAGAUGUCUCUUUGAAAUUGAGAAGCGCUCGUGCGGUAUGUUAAAAAAAAAAUACAACAAAAACGUUUUUGGGGGGAUGGUAAAAUACAUAGCAUUUUGAGAAAUAUAUCCAAGUGGUUGAAUUACUUUUGUGUUUUGAUAGAACGUAACUGUUUAUAUCUAGACUGUUUGAAGUGUAGUCAACUUCUGACCCCGGCAGCGCGCCCGCAGACCUCAAGAUCUCUGCCUUUCAAAAGUGACUGAAACCUACUCUCCUUUCUGCUGCCUUCAGGCCAGGUGGUGAGGUAGUAAAUCUGUGUUUUAUCCCGCGAACUUUCAGGUGCUGACUGCCACUUUGCGAUCCUCGCCCACCCGGCUGUUCUGCCAGACUGUGUUGUUGCAUCAGUAUCCAACACAGAGACACAUCCUCCUAUCUGCUGCGUAACAGGCGGCCCUGGUCCCCCCUCAACCUGCCCCCUGCGCUAUGAGCAGAGGACGAGGAGGCCCCCCCAUAGAGCAUUACCACCGACCCCCUCUCCCCCAACUGCAGGCUAAGCAACAAUACUACAGAGCUGGACCCCUGGGAUUUCACCCCAGAGCCUCCCCGCAACAGGCCCUACACCCAAACGUCCAUUCAUACCUGGGCCCAGUUCCCCCUCUAGUACCACCCAGUGCCCACUCUCAGCCUCUCUACCCCUCUGUCCCUCCCCCACCCGGUCACAGCCCAGCCCUGAAUCAGCAGAGCUCUUGUCCCAGUGGUCCUAACUCCUUCAGGCAGCAGCAGGUCCACUUCCUGAGGGGACAGAACACUGAGGCUCCCCAGUUUAGGGUGAGCCCCAGAGGAGGGGCGCAGAGCUUGGGUCGAGGGGGACCAAACGGACUCUAUAACGAAUCGAACCAGACCCAGGCAGGGUACAGCAGGUACUCCCAAAACAGCUCUAGGGGGAGAGGGGGAUACGGCAGCGAGCGAGGCAGAGGGAACGGUAGGGACUUCGGGUACCCGCCCAGUCAGGGACCCCCUAGAGGACCAACCGGCCCUAGAUUCUGGAACCAGAAGCAGACUUCAACCCAAAAGCAAGGCUUCAACAGACAGUGGAGCCUUCAUGCAGACUGUGCUGACAGGCCGUCUUUCUCAGAAGGCUUUCAGAGUUUAUCCUUAGACAGAGAGAGGUCCUACAGAGGAAGAGUUGACCGAGGCGACAGCUUUGACAAAGUUUCUAUUGGUAGUAGUAAUAAUUCAAACAACAAGAGUGUCCCUACAUUUCAGCCACCCGACAUCCGAGAGCAAGUUUUGCAAGCCUUGGCAGAUUUGAGCCCCGGUGAGAAGCUACAAGCAAAGUGUUUGGCGAAAACGCUGCGGUUGCCCAAAAAGUUCAUCAACCAGGCCCUUUACGGUCUCGAGCGUGAUAAGAAAGCUUCAAAACACGGUGAAAGUCCUCCAGAGUGGACUGUCUACGUAGAACCACAGGAAGAACCGGAAAGUAGAGAUUCUGAUCCGGAAAGCCCACGUUCCCAACCGAGGGAACAUUCUGUGGAGUCACAGGAAAGGCCUUCAGAAGAAGAUUGCUCUCACUUUCUGUCUGUGAAGGAGGAGGACGUUGUCAUCGACGCUGAGAUCCAGCAAAUUGAAGCGCAGGGUCCUGAGGGCGACAAAGAAGAAGAUUACUACGUAGAAUCUGAUUCACACUCCUCUUCCUCAGAACCAUCUGAGUCAUAUCGGCAACAUUCCCAGUCCCAAACCCAACAACCCAGUAUCAACAGCAGCAGUAACGAAGAGCUUGACCUAGACCUUGACGAGAGCGACAUGGCGGACUGCGGCAGUAAUCAGAAGGAGUUGAUCCUGCAGUAUCUGCUGGAGGCAGGGGAGGCCACGGCCCUGGUGAUCUCCAAGAACCUGGGCCUGAGGGGCGCCAAGCAGGUCAACCCCACCCUGUACGCCAUGGAGAAGCAGGGCGACGUGAACCGCAACGCAGAGGUGACCCCUCACAUCUGGGAGCUAUCUGUCCAUCGCAGGGAGAGGAUGGAGAGGAGCCUCAAGGCCGAGCGCAGCGCCCCUGCAAAGGUUGAAGGAAUGGGGUCCGGAUUCCAGGCGGUGCCACCCGGAUUGGAGUGUCUAGAGGCCAAAGCUGAGGCGGAGGACGAGUCGAACGGAGGGCAGUGGGCGACCGACGAUAUCCCCGAAUUCCUCAACGCCAUCAGCCGGGAUGGAGGGGGGACAGUAGCAGUCUCCCUGGCAGCGCCCCCACCUCAGAACCUCCGUGCCAAACUCCAGGAGGUGAGGGCCAAGAACCCCGUCAGCGGCCUGAUGGAGUUUGCCCAGUACCAGGGACACAAUUGCGAGUUCCUGCUCCUCGACCAAUCAGGGCCCUCACAUGACCCCAGAUUCCGUAUGCAGGUCAUGCUGGACGGCAGGUUGUUUCCUGUUGCUGAGGCAUCUAAUAAAAAGGUGGCUAAGAAAGAUGCUGCCGCAGCAACCCUGAGGAUUCUGCUGCGUGAGAUAGAGGGGGGAGGGGCUGAGGAGGGGCUCACUGCAGGGGUGGACCAGGCCAUGGACCCCACCUCUGACGUCCCUGAGGUGGUGGAGGGUCCACCCCAGGCCCUGUCUCGUUCCCUGCCGGGGGGUAAGAACCCCGUGUCCAUGCUGAUGGAGUACAGUCAGCGCACUGGAAACCCCAUCGAGUUCAUCAACACUGGACAGGAGGGCCCACCUCACGACCCACGGUUCAUGUUCAGGGUGAAGAUCGGGGAAAGCCUGUGUGCUGAAAGCUCAGCCCCCAGUAAGAAGGCUGCCAGGCAGCUGGCUGCAGAGGAGGCAGUCAAGGAGUUAAUGGCCGACGGGAGACUGCAGCUCAACAAGCCCCAGUUUCCCCUGUGUCUGUCUGGUGAUGAAGGGGGCUUCAUGCCCGCUUGCCCCUCUCUGCCCCCGCUGACAGAGGAGGAGCUGCGUUCUGCCCACGAGGCGGGGGUUGGUGACCUCAUCAGCCACCUAAACAACAACGCUGUGUCAGGUCUGCUGGAGUACGCCCGGGCCAGGGGCUUCGCUGCAGAGAUACGACUGGUUGGGCAGUCAGGACCACCGCACGAGCCCAAGUUUACCUACCAGGCUAAACUAGGGGGUCGCUGGUUCCCUCCUGUCUGUGCUUCCAAUAAGAAGCAAGGGAAACAGGAAGCAGCUGAUGCAGCUCUGAGGGUUCUGAUUGGAGAGGCAGAGAAGGCUGCCCGCACCGGGGAACUAACCCCUGCAGAGCUGCCACUGAGUGGUGGGACAAUCCAUGACCAGAUCGCCAUGUUGAGUCACCAGCGCUUCAACGCCCUCACCACACGCAUACAGCACAGUCUUCUGGGAAGGAAGAUCCUCGCUACCAUCGUCAUGAAGAGGGGGGAAGGGCUGGGGACCGUGGUCAGUCUGGGAACAGGAAAUCGCUGUGUUAAAGGGGAGGAGCUGAGUCUUAAAGGGGACACCGUUAAUGACUGCCACGCAGAAAUCAUCUCCAGGAGAGGAUUUAUCAGGUUUCUAUAUGCUGAGUUGCUGAAGCACUGUGAAGGAUCAGAGGACAGCAUAUUUGAGCCAGCUGAGGAGAACAAGCUCCGGAUCAAACCUGACACCACCUUCCACCUCUAUAUCAGUACUGCUCCGUGCGGAGACGGGGCGUUGUUUGAUAAGUCGUGCAGCGAGGACGCGGGGGACGGCCAGGGCCACCAGCCCCUGUUUGAGAACGCCAAGCAGGGCAAGCUGCGCACCAAGGUGGAGAAUGGUGAGGGCACCAUCCCGGUAGAGUCAUCGACCAUCGUGCCCACCUGGGACGGCAUCCAGCACGGCGAGCGUCUGAGGACCAUGAGCUGUAGCGACAAGAUCCUUCGCUGGAACGUCCUGGGACUGCAGGGAGCCCUGCUCUCCCACUUCCUCCAUCCUAUCUACCUGGCUUCAAUCACCCUGGGCUACCUGUACAGCCAUGGCCACCUGACACGUGCUGUCUGCUGCCGAUUGGCCAGAGACGGCGAAGCCUUCUCCAAGAGUCUACCUGCUCCCUACACACUCAACCACCCCGAGGUGGGCAGGGUGAGUGUGUAUGACUCGACGCGUCACACAGGGAAGACCAAGGAGUCCAGCGUGAACUGGAGCCAGCCAGACCACAUCACUGUGGAGGUGCUGGAUGGGACCAAGGGCAAACUGGACGGCCCCAAACUGGACGUGUCGCGGGUCUCCAAGUCCAACAUCUUCCGUCAAUUCCGGUCGUUAUGCCAACAGUGCGGGCGCCAGGACCUGCUGGCUCUCCCGUCUUACGCCCAAGCCAAGAUGGCCGCCAUGUCCUUCCAGGUCGCCAAGCAGCAGUUCUUCGAUGCGCUCGGUAGCCAUGGUUACGGUGCCUGGAUUGGCAAGCCAUUGGAGGAGAAGAGCUUUGACGAAGCGGCGGCCUCCGAUGGCCAAGGGGCAGGAAGUGUUGCUAAUAGCAACCAGGGAUACAACAACAACAAUAGCUAUGGAAGCACAACCACUGACUAUAACAGCAGCCAGUGGGGUAGUAGUGCGUACACACAGGCCAUGUAGAAAGGAGGGAGAAGGGAGGGUUGGCUAGAGAUAGAAGGACAUGAGCCUGGAGGACAGGGGGGGAAGGGAGGAGAGGAAAGAGGAGCUAACAGCAAGUACUGGAUCUUCUUGAAAGAAGGGGUAGAGGUCAGACAGAUUGGAAAGGACAGAGUUACUGAGAUGGAGGGAGGGAAGGGGAGAACAGGCCAGCCCAAGGGGUGAGGGUCAGACAGCAGCAAGAGAGAUGGAGAGAGAGAAGGGGUUGCUACUGCUACACAAAAGCAACAGAAUAUAGAAAGAGAGGGGAGAAUAGGGGGUUAGUAAGCAUGAUGACUGUGAUGUAGUGACAUUCAGAACUGCAUAGCAUGCACUACUGCUCCACUGUAACAGUAGCCCCAGGACACUCUAUCCUCACAUUUACAUACAGGACAAACCCUCCCUGCCCUCACACACACAGCCCUGUCUCUCUAGUUCAGACACCCUACACCUGACCCUGUCCUACUCGCCAGCCAGCCAUUCAAUCACGCAUGACUAGUUUAAUCUGUACUUAUCAGCCUGAGCAUGGAUAGUAGUGAUCACACUUUAUAUAUAUAUAUAUAUAAACCAGCCUUGUAACGUUUAGCUACUCCCCGACCUAGUAACCCACCCCUUUACACUGUGUUAAUGCUAUGGCUGCAUCUACAGGUCACAGCCUGGUCCAUCCCAGAACUCUCCACUGUAACAUAGAUUUGAUGACUAACUAGCCUAGAUCAUAAUUAUUCUGUUAUUGUUGUGUCCUAUGUGGUGUGUAUCGCUAUCGUUCUUGAGGUUUUUGGUGUUGCCACUCGAGGGCCACGUCAGAAAGGACAACGGUGACGUUGAGAACUGCUGAGAACAAGUAAAUCAGCUACUUGUUUUCAUUUUAGGAUUCAUGUUAGGGGGGGGUCAAAGUUCAGGUUAGGAUAAGUUAUUACUCGUAGUUGUGAUAAAAAAAAAGAGAAGAAAGGCUUUGCACUCUUGUCCUUCCUAGCGUGGCCAGAAUGUGGCCGGCAGGUUUUAUGCGGACAGGGAGAAAGACUGGUUUGUUUUUAUGUUUUAGUUCAGUCUGAUCAAAUACAUUCAAGGGUGAAGCAAUAUAUACAUCAUGUACAUACAAAUACAUAAAUACACAGAUGUAUAUGCAAUAACAAUGUUUGUGUAGGGUAUGUAUAUAUCUCUGUGUGUGUAUGUAUAUGUAUAUAUUAUGUAUAUAUUUUGUAAGUCAUGCCUAAAAUUGAUUUUCUAUUGACUAUUUUUUUUGAAACGUUUUAACAAGUGGAUGACAAAGCAUUUUGUUUUAUUAUGUAUGAAAAUUCUGUCAAGUUUUAAGUGAUUAUAAAGACCGGCUUUGUAAAAGCUGAAA
Oncorhynchus nerka (sockeye salmon) is the source of this 6046-nucleotide messenger RNA. RefSeq names its product double-stranded RNA-specific adenosine deaminase-like. NCBI's taxonomy places the organism in Eukaryota, Metazoa, Chordata, Actinopteri, Salmoniformes, Salmonidae. The record is from RefSeq and is a predicted model, not a curated record. Gene Ontology annotation, molecular function: double-stranded RNA binding; double-stranded RNA adenosine deaminase activity; tRNA-specific adenosine deaminase activity. Gene Ontology annotation, biological process: adenosine to inosine editing; RNA processing. Gene Ontology annotation, cellular component: cytoplasm; nucleolus.